UUUUAAAAUUUUGUAUCUUUCAAUUCGUAUUUUAAAUAUUUCAAGUUUUUUCCCAAUUUUCGCACGUUUUUACGACCGGAAUCUACGCUCGUGUUUUAACAAACCUUCAAGGCUGGAUAACUCUACCGGCAAUGUCCGAAACGUAUGAUUUCCUCUUCAAGUUUUUAGUUAUUGGUAGCGCUGGCACUGGAAAGAGCUGCUUGCUACAUCAGUUUAUCGAGGGGAAAUUUAAGCAAGAUUCAAGUCACACAAUUGGUGUCGAAUUUGGUAGCAGGAUUAUAAAUGUUGGGGGAAAGACUGUGAAGUUACAGAUCUGGGACACAGCAGGACAAGAACGUUUCAGGUCAGUGACAAGAAGUUAUUACAGAGGAGCAGCUGGAGCUCUCCUAGUGUAUGACAUUGCCAGUCGGGAGACAUACAAUGCUUUGACAAACUGGUUGACGGAUGCGAGGACAUUGGCCAGUCCAAAUAUUGUAAUUAUUUUGGUUGGAAACAAGAAAGAUUUAGACGCCGAACGAGAGGUCACGUUCAUGGAGGCGAGUCGUUUUGCACAAGAAAAUGAACUCAUGUUUUUGGAGACCAGUGCUUUAACUGGAGAAAAUGUUGAAGAGUCUUUCUUGAAAUGUUCAAGAACAAUAUUAAACAAAAUCGAAACAGGCGACCUCGACCCGGACAGAAUGGGAUCAGGAAUUCAAUAUGGCGACCCAUCGAGACGACGAACACUUCAGCCAAGAAAUUCGGAUGGUGGAAAGUGCCCGUGUUAGCAAUGCAAUGAAUCAUUACUGUAAAUUUCUUUGUCUCAAAGGCGUAUAUAACACUUCUUGAAUAUAGAGUAUUUAAGAUCCAUUUUGAUAGCAUUGAUCAAAACUGAUUUGAAAUUUUAAAGGUAUGCAUACAUGCCGUCGGAUAGAACAGAAAUUGCCUCAUGCUUUCGUUUAUGCAAAAUUAAGGAAACAAAAAAUUAUUUUACAGUCUAGGAUCAGUCUAGAAAUGCGGGAGGAGCAAUCCCCCAUAGAAAAAUGUUAAUUUUCUAAAAGAAAUCACCCGUUGCGGUAGAAAAUGUUACAAAAGGGAACAUUUUACUACUGAAGCAUGCGACCAUUCACCUCCCUACUGUUUCGUGGUCCCUGAUACAACAAUUUAAAUGACUUCUUUUAAAUCAGUGAAAGUAGGCCGAAAUGGCAUUCAAUAAUGGAUUGCGAGUUACGGGUAGCCGAGGAUGGGUGAUGAUGAAAUGGGUGACUAGUCAUUGGGGUAGAAGCUUCUCAGGGUAUUCACAUAAAAGUAAUCCUUAGGACCUUCGUGCGAUAUGGAAUGGCAAUUUGACAGAACGUGUGAAAUUCGCUUCCUGUGUUUCCAAAUUAUCAUGAACAGUUUCUAGACUCAAGCUUGUCUUUUCCCAUGCAUAUUCCAUCGUAAAUAAACCAU
Dendronephthya gigantea is the source of this 1428-nucleotide messenger RNA. Its product is annotated as ras-related protein Rab-4B. Gene Ontology annotation, cellular component: endosome. Gene Ontology annotation, biological process: regulation of endocytosis; Rab protein signal transduction. The record is from RefSeq and is a predicted model, not a curated record. The transcript is spliced from 7 exons. Lineage: Eukaryota; Metazoa; Cnidaria; Anthozoa; Malacalcyonacea; Nephtheidae. Gene Ontology annotation, molecular function: GTPase activity; GTP binding. Bases 132 to 764 code for a protein of 210 amino acids.